AUGGCUAUUAAGCUGGUUGUAGGAGGGUCUACUUUAAAUAUGAUUAGUGCUUACGCGCCUCAAGUAGGUUUGGACGAGGGGAUUAAGAAGCACUUCUGGGAAGAAGUUGACGGGUUGGUACGUGGCAUUCCGCUCACCGAGAAGUUAUUCAUAGGAGGGGACUUCAAUGGUCACAUUGGGGUGACAUCUGGGGGGUAUGACAACAUACAUGAUGGCUUUGGCCUUGGAGUUAGGAACGGAGGAGGUACUUCGUUGUUGGACUGUGCUAAAGCCUUUGAUUUGGUGAUUGCCAACUCGUAUUUUCCGAAAAGGGAGGAGCACUUGGUUAUACCAAGCGAGAAUCUCACGACUCAACAUAGAUUAUUGGUGAUGGACUCAGAGAUCAUGUGGAAGAGGAAGAAGAGGGCCGUGUAUGGUCAACCCAGGAUCAGGUGGGGUGCUUUGACUAGUGACAAAGCGCAGGAGUUGGGGAGAAAGUUAUUGGCUAUGGGAGCAUAG
This is a messenger RNA of Nicotiana tabacum (common tobacco), 498 nucleotides long. The record is from RefSeq and is a predicted model, not a curated record. NCBI's taxonomy places the organism in Eukaryota, Viridiplantae, Streptophyta, Magnoliopsida, Solanales, Solanaceae.